CCUUUCUACUCUAGUUUGUCUUUAUCAGUAAAGCAGACGUUUUGUGAAUUAUGUUGAUAAUUUGGAUGACCUAUAAAUAAUAAUCUGUCAGUUAUUUUGAGGACCACAAUACCAACAGCUACCAGUGUUAUUGCAACUUCAUUAAAUUGUUUAAUUAUCUUACAUUUCCAUCCCCCAAAUGAUGUAACAGCUAGUCACUGUAUUUGUCUUUGUUUUUCUCUCUAGAUCUGAAGUAGAUGUCAAGCUCCUCACAAUGACACUCAAGAUAACCAUGCCAGGAGAACAAAGUGGGCCUACAUUCUCUCAGCUGAGACUCUUUCUUUGUUUCCUGAUGUAUUGCUGGGGUCUAGCUGAUCCAGCAUGUGGGUACUUCCUGAAAAAUGGCACAAUCCGGUGUAAUCUCAGUGACAACUUUAACAUGAAAGUACUCUGUUAUAACAGGAAUCUUGAAGUCAUGCCUAUAAAUAUUCCUUGUAAAGUAAGUGUUUUAGAUGUGGCCAUGAAUAAUAUUUCCAAAAUCGGAAAGUUGGAUUUUAAAGGACUGUCAAACCUCAAAAUUCUAAACAUGUCCAGAAACCAGAUCUCUCAAGUGGACAAUGACGCUCUUUUACCCCUAAAGGUGCUUCGAGAGCUGAAUCUGGCUCAUAACAGACUCACAACCCUGUCAGACCAUUUGUUUCAGGUCCUAGCCAACCUCUCCCUGCUACAUCUGGACAACAACCUCAUCACAACCAUCGGGUCCUCAUCAUUUCAGACUCUCUCCAGUUUGAAGACAGUGAAUUUAACCAAUAACAACCUUUAUAAUAUGAAGGAAGUUCAGCCCAUCGUACAAUUACCACACUUACAGGAGUUGUACAUUGGGAGCAACAGGUUCACCUCUUUCCAGUCACAGGAAAUAUCAAACACUUCUAUAGAGCUGAGACUGUUGGAUUUAUCCCGGAAUCCAUUGGGAAUCUUCAGGAUCACGGCAGAUGUUCUUCCUUACCUUGAGGUGUUAGACAUCGCCUACUGUGGCCAACUUGGACACAUGGAAUGGGAUGUGCUGAACAGGUAUUUUCUGAGAAACGUCAAACGUCUCAACCUGAGCGGGAUUGAGAUGUCUUUGGAGAGGAUGGCUAUGGUGCUGCAGACUGUCAACUCCUCAUUAGUCCAUCUGAGACUGUAUGACAUUAGUGAAGAGAGGGUCAAGGCUCUCAUUGAUUUUGCCUGCAAUAUACCCACACUUCGCUUGCUCCGACUGCAUCAUAACAACAUAAGUGCUUUGUCUGAGGAAUUUCUGCAGUCAUGUAAACAAGUGACCGAAGUGGACUUAGAAAAUAAUAAUAUUAUUCAGCUGUCGGAGGUAUCAUUCAGAUCAAUGGAGCAACUAAGUACUUUGAGACUGGGCCACAACAGGCUUUCUUCUGUACCAGAUGCCACAAGAAAUAUAUCCACACUAAUGCUCCUGGAUCUCAGCUUCAAUAUCAUCCAUAAACUGGGCUGCUCAGAUUUCUCCAAUCUUACAGGACUCACACAACUCUUUAUUUUCCACAAUCAAAUCUCCAACCUUCCAGGAUGUGUAUUCCAGGAUUUGAAAGACUUAAGGAUCCUUAAACUGGGAUCAAACAAAAUCCUGACCUUGAAUGAUGCAUUCAUGAGUGGUUUGCACAAACUAGAAUUUUUGUCGAUGUCAUACAAUAAGCUGAGCUCAAUCUCUAAAGGAGACUUUAAAGGCUUAGCAUCACUCAAGACCCUGCUUUUAUUUGACAAUCAGAUUGCUAGUCUUGAAGAUGGAGCCUUUGAGGGAUUGGUGAAUCUUACAGAACUUAGACUACAGUCAAAUAAGAUCACUCAAAUAGACAUAAGAAAUACUGUGCUCACGGGACUUCCACACUUAAGAACUCUUGAUAUAUCCUGUAAUUACAUCACAUAUGUAAAUGAUGAUAAAUUAGACCCUCCACCCUUCUCUCAUCUGACAUCUCUGGAGAACCUCAGGAUAUUUAGUCAGCGUCACAAGGGACUGUCUCAUCUACCUAUCAACUUUCUUGAAGGUCUGAAAUCUUUAUUGUCAUUCCAGGCAGGGAGUCUUAAUAUUAAGGACCUGCACCCAGACACAUUCAUUCACACACCCCAGUUGUGGUUCCUUGAUAUCAGUAAGAAUGAGUUCACAGCCCUCACUCCAAAGCUGUUUCACCCAACCCCAAGUCUCAACAGACUUUAUCUGCCCAAAGCCCGACUUCAGUCCUUAGAUUUCCUCAUAGGAGCAAACCUCAGUAGAGUCACUUUGUUGCAGGUGAGAAAGAAUGACAUAACAGCAGUCAAUGAGACAGUGUUGCAAUCUCUCCCUGCCUUGACAUACCUGGACAUGCAAGAUAAUCCUUUCACCUGUGGCUGCAACGAUGCUUGGUUUGUCCAGUGGAUGGAGAGCGACAACCAAACACAAGUUGUUGGUGCAGGAGAAUUUACCUGCAACUAUCCUGCCGAUCUAAAGGGCAACAAGCUGUUGGAUGUUGAGCUUCAGUUCUGUACAGUACACUUAGGACUUUACUACUACAUCUCGACCACUUGUCUGGUCCUCCUCACCCUGAUAGCAUCCUUUGCCUACCACUUCCUGAAAUGGGAGGUCAUUUACGGCUAUUACCUCUUCCUGGCGUUCCUCUAUGACACCAAGCAAAGGAAUAAGCACAAGCCUCAUGGCUGUCAGUACGAUGCCUUCAUCUCCUACAACGCCCACGAUGAGCCCUGGGUCCUGAGGGAGCUUCUGCCAGAGCUGGAGGGAGAACAGGGUUGGAAGCUGUGUCUCCACCACCGGGACUUCCAGCCUGGCAAACCAAUCAUAGAUAACAUUAUGGACGGCAUCUACGGAAGCCGCAAGACCAUCUGUGUCAUCAGCCACCGCUACCUGGAGAGUGAGUGGUGCUCCCGGGAGAUCCAGGUGGCCAGCUUCCGGCUCUUUGAUGAGCAGAAGGACGUCCUGAUUCUGGUGUUCCUAGAGGAGAUCCCUACCCACCAGCUGUCACCCUACCACCGGAUGAGGAAGCUAGUGAAGAAACGCACAUACCUGAGCUGGCCCAGAGUUGGGGAGCACACCGCGGUCUUCUGGCAGCAACUACGGCUGGCUUUAGAGACCAAGGACGGCCCUGCUGAAGAAAAUCCCAUCCUCUCUGGGGUGCAGGCUCUGUGAUAGUGACAUGUUGAUUUGAAACAACCAUCACACUUUGAACCUUUUCUUUACAUUGCAUGAGAAUAUCAUUAAGAAAUGCUUACACAUAUGUCAUGACGUUGGCCUGGGGCUUAGGUUUAUGACAGUCAUAAAUACCUCUUCCCCCCUUUUUCCUCUCUCUACCCUACUGAUGUUACAUUUGCAAAACCCUUGGUUAACGUAGAGAUUCUGGGAACAUCAGAAGGUGGGGGGAAAUGAACUAUAUUCUGGUAAUCCGACCAACUGAACAUAUGCAGUGGUACUUAAUGAAUAUGAUGUCAGUUCGGUUGUCAUCUGAGACAUUCUCAUCAAUGAUAAGAUGGCAUAAACUCUACAGUGGAAAGUCUACACAUCAGAGUUAUCGGAUUCACAUGGAAUUGUUUUUCAAUUUAAAUGUUUGAAUAUGAAAUUAUUUGUGAUGGGAUGAAAUGCGAUUUUAGCUUCUAAAAUGUGAGAUUUGGGUUUUCAUAAGAUAGGGCUCUGCUCAAUCAGUGGCCCGCCCCUGUGAAGGGACAUGGUCUAUAAAUCUUUUCAAACACGCCCUCCUCUCCCUUCCUAUAUAAAUCCUUGACGACAAUGUAACCUCCUGUUCCGAGUUCCGAGGACGAUGGUCCGAUGUCAGAAUGGUCCAGAUAAUAACUACAGAACGAAGCCAACAUCAGCAUGAGCUUUGGUUGCGAUUGGUAUGGACUUUGAACUCUUAUUCACUACAGAAGUGAUACCUCCUAGCCGUUGAGUUAGCAACAGCCACUGCAAACGAGGGUUAGGAAGGAACAGACAGACUAUCCCGUCUACCACACAAUGACGUUAUACAACAUAUUCAAUUUACCAGCAGAGACAUUCUUCAAAGGCCAAAGGACUCGGUUGGGCAACACGGCCUUCCAUCUACCACCAACCUACCGAAACUAAGCUCAGAGUAAAUAUUUAUUGCAUUUUCCUUUUCCAAAUGGGCGGUAAUUUAGAAUGCAUAAGAUACUGUAUUUACGAUAGCACAGCUUCGCCCCUUUGUUCCUCACUCUUCCCGCUCUUUCACUCAAACCUAGCCCUUUUCUUUGUGUAACAAGCUGUCAUAUCUGUUCCGCCCGCUAGGGACGUUUUUGACGUAAUUUGUAAUCAAGUUAUAUUAGUCAAAUUUAAUUAUGUGUAUGUGUAAUUCUGUGUGAUUAGUUAGGUAUUUAGUAAAUAAAUAAUUAAAUCCAA
This is a messenger RNA of Oncorhynchus nerka (sockeye salmon), 4381 nucleotides long. RefSeq names its product toll-like receptor 13. Lineage: Eukaryota; Metazoa; Chordata; Actinopteri; Salmoniformes; Salmonidae. Gene Ontology annotation, cellular component: plasma membrane. Gene Ontology annotation, biological process: inflammatory response; toll-like receptor signaling pathway; immune response. The record is from RefSeq and is a predicted model, not a curated record. Gene Ontology annotation, molecular function: protein binding; transmembrane signaling receptor activity.